AGAGCAUCGGCCCAAAGGCUUCACGGCCCUCGCUCCGACGCGUCAUGCUUCGCCUGCCUCGCUGCCUUCGUGUCGCGCCACGGGCGCCGCCUGCCCCAUGGGCCCAGAGCCGCCACUUCGCGGUGGUGCGGCACGACUGGAAGCGAGAAGAGAUCGGCGACAUCUACCACCAGCCCUUGCUGGAGUUGGUCUUCCAAGCGGCUUCGGUCCAUCGGCAAUUCUUUGACCCCAAGGAGGUUCAGCAAAGCACCUUGCUGUCCAUCAAGACAGGUGGCUGUGGUGAGAACUGUGGCUACUGUUCCCAAAGCCAAAGCUUCAAGACCUCAGUGAAGCCCACGCAUAUGAUGAAAGUGGAUGAGGUCUUGGAAGCUGCGCGGAAGGCUAAGGAUGCUGGGUCCACACGGUUCUGUAUGGGCACUGCUUGGCGAGGCGUUGGUCAGAAGAACUCCUUUCAGCAUAUCUUGACCAUGGUGAAGGAAGUCUCUGGCAUGGGCAUGGAAACUUGCUGCACCCUUGGCCUCCUAAAUGCCGAGCAAGCCAAGCAGUUGAAGGACGCAGGCCUCACAGCCUAUAACCACAACUUGGACACGAGCCCGGAGCACUACCCAAAUAUCGUGUCGACCCGUACCUAUGCGGAUCGCUUGGAGACCUUGGCCAACGUCCGCGAGGCAGGUAUCAGCGUUUGCUGCGGGGGGAUUUUGGGCAUCGCCGAGACCCAGGAGGACCGAAUUGGCUUGAUUCACACCUUGGCUACGCUCCCAGAGCAUCCAGAGUCAGUGCCCAUCAACGCCUUGGUGCCCAUUGAAGGUGGAGACGUCGCUGUGUCAUUCUCAAAAGGCACCCCUUUGGGUGAUCGACAGAUCAAGAUGGGCACGGCAGUGACCUGGCGGGACAUGGUGCGCUCGAUUGCCACAGCGCGGAUUGUGAUGCCCCAGUCCAUGGUGCGACUCUCUGCUGGACGCAUGGAGUUCUCACAGGAGGCGCAAGCGAUGAUGUUCAUGGCAGGGGCGAACUCGAUCUUUACGGGGGACAAACUCCUCACCACUGCCAACCCCAAAUUUUCCGAGGAGACUGGGUGGGCGGAAGAACUGCAGCGGAGAUGCGCGGUGGGUUUUGACGCCGCCAUGUUUGAAGCCUUGGGUUUGCGGGGAAAGAAGCCCUUCACGGGUCCGACAGCUCACCUCCGCCCCCACUGGGCUGACCGAGCGGUCGGAUCCGAGCUGCCGAUGGGGACGGUACAGGGAACCACGGUGUCGGGCCCGCGGGAGGUGGCCUUCUGA
This is a messenger RNA of Durusdinium trenchii, 1280 nucleotides long. NCBI's taxonomy places the organism in Eukaryota, Dinophyceae, Suessiales, Symbiodiniaceae. The record is from the annotation of a GenBank genome assembly.